Oncorhynchus nerka (sockeye salmon) is the source of this 1282-nucleotide messenger RNA. RefSeq lists its product as uncharacterized. Gene Ontology annotation, cellular component: photoreceptor inner segment; cone photoreceptor outer segment. Gene Ontology annotation, molecular function: calcium sensitive guanylate cyclase activator activity; calcium ion binding. The transcript is spliced from 5 exons. The record is from RefSeq and is a predicted model, not a curated record. The coding region runs from base 1 to 978 and encodes 325 amino acids. Gene Ontology annotation, biological process: visual perception. Lineage: Eukaryota; Metazoa; Chordata; Actinopteri; Salmoniformes; Salmonidae.
AUGGAUGGCACACCAUUGCUGGACAAUCUUGUCUAUCCCUGCAGGGGAGUAGCCAAGGAGCUUGGCUAUGUUUUCUAUUUCUCCAGGAAACACAUCUGUGGACUCAUCGAGGAGGAGGCUGAAACGCUGGUCACCCACAUCUGUGGACUCAUCGAGGAGGAGGCUGAAACGCUGGUCACCCACAUCUGUGGACUCAUCGAGGCUGAAACGCUGGUCACCCACAUCUGUGGACUCAUCGAGGACGAGGCUGAAACGCUGGUCACCCACAUCUGUGGACUCAUCGAGGACGAGGCUGAAACGCUGGUCACCCACAUCUGUGGACUCAUCGAGGAGGAGGCUGAAACGCUGGUCACCCACAUCUGUGGACUCAUCGAGGAGGAGGCUGAAACCCUGGUCACCCACAUCUGUGGACUCACCGAGGAGGAGGCGGAAACCCUGGUCACCCACAUCUGUGGGCUCAUCGAGAAGGAGGCGGAAACGCUGGUCACCCACAUCUGUGGACUCAUCGAGGAGGAGGCUGAAACGCUGGUCACCCACAUCUGCGACCAACUUUUUCAGAAAGACAACACAAUUGAUUUUCUAGAGUAUGUUGCAGCCCUUAACCUGGUCUUGAGGGGCAAGUUGGAACAUAAACUGAAGUGGACUUUUAAAAUGUACGACAAAGAUGGAAGUGGCUGCAUUGACAAGACUGAGCUGCUGGAGAUUGUAGAGUCCAUCUACCGACUAAAGAAAGCCUGUCAUGGAGAACUGGAUUCAGAGUGUAACCUCCUGACCCCAGAUCAAGUGGUUGACAGAAUAUUCGAACUGGUGGAUGAAAACGGAGAUGGGGAGCUGUCUCUGGAUGAGUUCAUUGAUGGGGCCAGGAGAGACAAGUGGGUGAUGAAGAUGCUGCAAAUGGACGUCAACCCUGGGGACUGGAUCAAUGAACGGCGACGUAAGAGUUCUGGAGUGAGCUCUGAAGCCGGACCUCUGCAAUAAGUUUCUGGACUACUUUCAAUCAAAAGUUGAAUCCAUCUACCAGCAGCUUCAGCUGUCCUGUGCCGGCAGACACUACCACCAUGCCCACGUAGACUGUGGACUCUUGUCCAGAGGAGGAAAUCACUGCUCUAAUAACUCUCCUUCUCUCCCCAUAAAUAGCAAACACACCAUUCUCUUUUUAAAUCCCUAAUGUGUACAUAUCAAUGUGUUUCUGUUUGCCCUGAUGGUUGUGUGUGUUCCACUAUUCAUGAUUGCAUUUUGUACGUGCAGGCUACAGUGAAAGGGACCAGUUUUCUCCAUCUCA